This is a messenger RNA of Racocetra persica, 395 nucleotides long. Lineage: Eukaryota; Fungi; Glomeromycota; Glomeromycetes; Diversisporales; Gigasporaceae. The record is from the annotation of a GenBank genome assembly.
AUGGAGUAAAAGCUGAUUUAGUUCAGAGACUGAAGUCUUAUUCAAAUACAUUAGCAUCAAGAACAAGAAAUUCAAACUCACCAAAUAUUAGAGAGGAGGAAGGUUACGUAGACGAUAUGAACUCAGAUGUAGAACAACAUGUGACUGGCAUAAAAACAAGGAAUGAGAGUGUGGAGAUAAAGGCCCUGAGAGAUCUUCCUGCAAGUUCAGUAAUAAGACAAGAGUUGAAUAAUCAACCAUAUAGAGACACUAUAAGAACAAAAAAGCAACAAUUACCUGAAGACAUGAAUGAUAACCAUUCAGAUUCUCUACAGAAAUUGGUAUUAGCAAAAUUUGAAAACCUAGAAAAUGUGAUAGCAGAUUUCGAUUAUAAGUUAAACACAGUAGUGGCCCAA